AUGUACAGAAUAGAUGUUUCAGAUUUUUAUGACUUCCAAGCAUUCAGAAAUAUGUGUCCAUUUCGAGACUAUAACAAAGCAGUCGAGAAUUUGAAACGUUUAGUCAUUUAUGUUGACUCUGCCCCAGAAUGUUAUGUCAUGAAAGAAUGGGAUGUUGUCUUUAACAAACCUAAAGCGACAAUAGUUUCAGAACAAGAAUGUAGACAGAAACUUAAGAAAAUAAAAGUCGUACAAGUUGGCAUGAAGAUGUUAGAUGCUUGGGAUAUCUUAUUGUCAAAACUUGAAGAUUUUUCAGUUCGAGGUAUAAAGUUCUAUACACCUUCUCCAAACUUCUAUUCUAUCUUCACUGGAUAUAAAUAUGAACAAGUAGAAUGGAAAGAAAAUAUUAUAGAAGCUUGGUUAGACCAUGUCAAAGAAAUUAUAUGCAAUGGAAACGAAAAGGUUUAUGAGUAUAUCUUAUGUUGGUUUGCAAACAUCUUACAACAUCCAAGUGCUAAAAAUGAAACUGCUCUCAUUAUAAUUGGAAAACAAGGAACUGGUAAGAAUACUUUCUUUACAGAUAUCUUAUGCAAACUGUUAGAAGGUUAUUCGAAUCCGAAUAUGACAAACUUAGAAAACAUCUGUGGCAAGUUUAACUCCUCACUAGAGAAUAUGAAACUUAUAGUUUGCAAUGAACUUCAAAGUAUAGAUACAACAAAAGUUUUGAACUCAGAUGCUUUGAAGAGUCUUAUAACAGACAAAGUUGGAGUUGUUGAAAGAAAGUAUAAAGACCAAAGAGUUUGUGAAAAUGUUGCAAACUUCAUUAUGGUUUCAAACAAUGCUGUUCCGAUGAAGUUAGAAAGUUCUGACAGAAGAUAUGUAGUUGUCAGAACGUCAGAAGCUCAUAUGCAAGAUACAGAAUAUUUUGACGACUUAGCAGAAACUUUGACAUCUGACUUUUACAACCACUU
This is a messenger RNA of Trichomonas vaginalis G3, 950 nucleotides long. RefSeq lists its product as uncharacterized. The transcript has a single exon. Lineage: Eukaryota; Parabasalia; Trichomonadida; Trichomonadidae. The annotation marks the transcript as partial. The record is from RefSeq and is a predicted model, not a curated record.